CAAUCAACAACUUAGCGAAGGAGGCAAGGUUUCUACUUUGCACUUUAUCCCCACGCGCCGAAAACGCGGUGGGUGUCCAACACUCGACAAGGAGCUUAUGGAGGAAGCAGGGAGCUAUCCUGCAUAUUAUUAUAUAUCAAAUCACAAAGAAGACGUAUUAAGAAGGGAAUCAAAUCCUUCUGUUGCAGAGUAGGCAAUUGAGCGCCAAAAGGAAUUCCUUUUUUCCCCCACUUUCAUUGCUCAUUUCCACCUUGCAAGGUGGCUAAAACUCUUGCCUUUUCAAGCAGCUGUUUGAUUGAGGAUUCACAUAAUAGUUUCAUUGUUUAGUGUCAAAAUAUAUUUAAAUGGAAGCAUCUAUGUUGAACACACAAUACGAUGGUAAGGAUGGAAAGGCAUUAAAAGCUUUGUUUGAGGCAUUUGGCCCUUUGUUUUCUCCUCAAGAUAUAGCUUCUGCUUAUUAUAAGGCGGACCAGAAUGCAGAUUUGGCUGGUUUAAUCCUGUAUGACAAGCAGGAAAGCACCUUUACCUCUUCUGUUACCAAUGGUGGUGCAAGAACUGUAGAAUCUUCCAAAUCAUCCUAUGAUACACUUUCUAAGAGAUCAUGUUAUGCAAAUGGAAAGUUCAGAGCUUCAAAGCAAAAAUGGCGUCCAGUUUCAGGAGGCACUAUUUCAAGCAUUCUUGGAAAAGAAUAUACUAAGUCCAUGCCACUAGCCAACAGUUACUGUAUGGGAAAGAAACCAAUGAAACUGGAUGCAAAGGAAUUGCCAAUGUCUGAAAUAUGGGGAGAGGAAACUAAAGUGAACCCAUCAAAGAAUGAUCAUAUGUAUAAGGAUAUAGAAAAUUUUCUUUUCAGAAUGCUAGGAGACGGCUUUCAGCUGGAAAGAGAUGAUAUUCGAGGAGUUCUUGAUAAAUGUGGAUAUGACAUGCAAAAGAGUAUGGAGAAACUGUUAGAUGUUUCUGCAGUUACUUCGGACGAAGAGAGCAAGUGCCGUGGUAAAUCCACUGGAAAGAUUUUUGAUUUGCAUUCAAAUUCUGAAGAGCACUCAUAUCAAAACAAAGUACCGCUGGUGAAUUCCCUUAGGGGUGAUGCAAAUGGAAUUUCAAAUAUAAAUUAUGGAGGACUGCCUGAACAAGAGAGGAGAAAUGAUCUUGAGAAGGAAGUUUUGGUUGCAUUGUUUAAUGGUGAUGAUAGACCUCAACAAUCAUCUAGAAAGGCAUCACAGGCAGCCAGGAGGGCUAAGGUAUUAGGAGAACUGGCGGUUGAACUUCCAGGAGAUUUUACCUUUGAACACAAGACUGUUUCUGUUGGUUCAAAGCAAGAUAAAUGCAAUGAUGAAGAUGAAGAUGAAGAGGAUAAUUACCAGCAGCUUCGUAGAGCUGUGAAGGAGUACCGAGUCACAAUGAAGGAAUAUUAUAAAGCUGCUGCUGACGCAUUUGCUAAGGGAGACCAUGAUCGAUUUAACAAACUUAUGGAUGAGGGACAACUUUUUAAUGAAAAGGCUCGCAAGGCAGAUGAAGAAUCCAGCAAGAAGAUUUUUGAAACCAAAAAUGUAGAUACAAAAGAUGAAUUACCACUUGACCUGCAUGACCAUGAUGCCAAGGAGGCAAUGCGUCUUUUGAAGCGUCAUCUUUCGACACUUUCAGGCAUCCCAUCAAUUAAGUACCUGAAGGUCAUCAUUGAGACAGAUGAGGAAGAUACCUCAAAAGGGGCUCGCAGGAGAUUGGUAAUGAAGCUGUUGGAGAAGGAAUUAAUUAAGUGGGAAGAAGGAGAAAAUGCUGGGACAAUACUAAUUCGUUUGGAUGAAAUCAACCGAAAAUCUUUGAGUUUUGCUAAAUGAUAAGUGUAUGCAGCCUGCUUGAUUGAUCAUUUUCAACAAAUUGCAAUUUACUAUUAUGAUAAGAAAUUUCCACAUUGAGAUACAUUUUCAUUUUUUUUUUUCUGUUUAUUUAUAAGCUCCAACUGGGAAAUCACUUGUAAAUUUGAGCUUCAUUCUCGUGUUGCCUCAAAACUCCAGAAUAGCAAUAGAUGAAGUCGGGCAUGGUUUGGUUUAAA
Messenger RNA from Manihot esculenta (cassava), 2053 nucleotides. Its product is annotated as putative nuclear RNA export factor SDE5. Lineage: Eukaryota; Viridiplantae; Streptophyta; Magnoliopsida; Malpighiales; Euphorbiaceae. The transcript is spliced from 13 exons. Bases 345 to 1838 code for a protein of 497 amino acids. The record is from RefSeq and is a predicted model, not a curated record.